Enhydra lutris kenyoni (northern sea otter) is the source of this 1128-nucleotide messenger RNA. Its product is annotated as amphiregulin. The record is from RefSeq and is a predicted model, not a curated record. Gene Ontology annotation, biological process: epidermal growth factor receptor signaling pathway; positive regulation of mitotic nuclear division; positive regulation of cell population proliferation. Lineage: Eukaryota; Metazoa; Chordata; Mammalia; Carnivora; Mustelidae. The transcript has 7 exons. Bases 1 to 852 code for a protein of 283 amino acids.
AUGGUUGGAAAGAGCGGGACUUGGCGCGCUCAGCUGCAACUCCCUGCCGAGUUGCCCCAGAGACCGCGACGCCGCCGCGCCCAGGGACCAAUGAGAGCCCCGCUGCCGCCGCCGGCGCCCGUGGUGCUGUCGCUCCUGCUGCUCGGCUCAGCCCAUUAUGCUGCUGGAUUGGAUGUCAAUGGCACCGACUCUGGGAAAGGGGAGCCAUUUUCUGGGGACCACAGCGCUGACGGAUUGGAGGUUACCCAGAAAAGUGGGAUGUCCUCAGGAAGUGAGAUUUCCCCUGUGAGUGAAACGCCUUCUAGCAGGGAACUGUCCUCGGGGAUCGACUAUGACUAUGCAGAAGAGUAUGAUAACGAACCUCAAAUAUCUAGCUAUAUCGUAGAUGAUUCAGUCCGAGUUGAACAGGUAGUUAAGCCCAUGAAAAACAAAACAGAAAGUGAAAAGACUUCAGAUAAACCCAAAAGAAAGAAAAAAGGAGGCAAAAGUGGAAAAAAUAGAAGAAACAGAAAGAAGAAAAAUCCGUGUGAUGCAGAAUUCCAGAAUUUCUGUAUUCAUGGAGAAUGCAAAUACAUAGAGCACCUGGAAGCUGUAACAUGCAAAUGCCAUCAGGAUUACUUUGGUGAACGGUGCGGGGAAAAGUCCAUGAAGACUCACAGCAUGGUUGACAGUGAUUUAUCAAAAAUUGCUUUAGCCUCCAUAGCUGCCUUUGUGUCUGCGGUGAGCUUCACAGCCAUUGCUGUUGUCAUCACAAUCCAGCUUCGAAAACGAUACUUCAGGGAAUAUGAAGGAGAAGUUGAAGAACGAAAGAAACUUCGACAAGAAAAUGGAAAUGUGCAUGUCAUAGCGUAACUGAAGAUGAUAUGACAGGGUAUCGGAUCAGAGUCACUGCCAAGUUACAACCACGAGUGAUGAGUUGGUUCCUCUUUUUGGUGGAUCAUAAAAAAACCAGAACCUUUUUGUUCUGUUGGUUUUAAACUUUCAGUUGUCACUUUUUAUGCUAAGUUCUUAUUUCUGUACAUAAAGUUGCAUGGAGAUAAAAAAGUAUUUUUUCAAGUUGUAAAUAAUUUAUUUAAUAUUUAAUGGAAGUGUAUUUAUUUUACAGCUUAUUAAACUUUUUUAAGCAAA